CGCAGCUUUCUCGUCGAUACCGGCCAAUCAAAUAUUGGUUCUCGAGGACGUCGACACUCAAUCAAAGGUUAUACACCGAAGGAAGCCGCAUUCACAAAGCUCGUCGGGUUCGUCAAGUUCAAAGGAUGAAAAAUCCGCAGGUCCAUCUAACAAAGGAAGUUCCGAUAGUUAUUCGAUGUUUAGUUUGUCAACAUUCUUGAGUUGUUGCGAUGGUCAUAUAUUAGCAGAGGGAAUCAUAAUAAUCAUGACCACCAAUCACGUAGAAAUAUUGGAUCCCG
Messenger RNA from Acaulospora colombiana, 278 nucleotides. The record is from the annotation of a GenBank genome assembly. NCBI's taxonomy places the organism in Eukaryota, Fungi, Glomeromycota, Glomeromycetes, Diversisporales, Acaulosporaceae.